Olea europaea var. sylvestris is the source of this 606-nucleotide messenger RNA. RefSeq lists its product as uncharacterized. Bases 120 to 437 code for a protein of 105 amino acids. The record is from RefSeq and is a predicted model, not a curated record. The transcript has a single exon. NCBI's taxonomy places the organism in Eukaryota, Viridiplantae, Streptophyta, Magnoliopsida, Lamiales, Oleaceae.
GACUUUGAUUUACUGUUUGAUUGAUUAUCUUCCUCAUUUAUAUAGUUUCUUGUUGACUGAACUAAAUUCUUGUCAUAUUCCUGAUUCAUUUGGUUUUGUCUACAGUGGUAUUCAAGAAAAUGAGUUACAACGCCAAUGGUCCAAAGCUUGAUUUGAAACUGAAUUUAUCCCCACCAAGGGCAUAUAUUCAUGUUGAAUCUCCCAAUCGAUCAAUUUCUUCUUCAGAUAUAUCAUCUCCAAGUUCAUGUUUGUCUCUGGAAGUUAGCUCGGAUGAAACUCUACGAAGCCCUGAAUCGACUGCGAUGAUGCUGGUCGGUUGUCCUCGAUGUCUCAUGUAUAUUAUGCUAUUGGAAAAGGACCCGAAAUGCCCAAAAUGUAAGAGCACUGUUUUGCUUGACUUUCUGCAAGAGGACACUACAAGGAAAUCAAAGAAGUGAAGGUCUAUUAGUCUUUUGCUAAGUCUUCAUCAAGAAUGUUACUGCUUUUCACUCCAAUUGCUCACUAUUUUGCUUCUUUGAUUGUUGUUGGUGUUAUCUUCCUUUAAAAAAAAAAGGAAUUUUUGUAUUGUCCACAGGGCAGAGACUAAUGAAGAAGUUUUCUAUUGAA